AUGGAGGACAGCGGUGGUGGUCGGAGCCGGCGUAACGAGUUGGAUGAAGAAACUAACGCUCCACCUGCACCAGCUAGUUUAACGCUCGGUGGAAUCCUGUCGAUCAAGCAGACGCCGCCUUAUCGGAUCCAAGAUCGUACUCUACUGGAUCUUAUACGCGAUGAUCAGACUUGUGGAAAAGAACCGAAGACGACGUGGAAGAUGAUUAGGGAGAAACUCCGGCUCAAACUCGCUGGUUCAGUCUGUACAACCACCGCCCCUACUCUCGCUUCUCUUGUCCCCAUUACCACAGAGAGCAAUCGUCUGUUGACGCGACAUGGUUCGACUCAGCGGAACCCCACCGACGAGUCAACGUGGCAGUUGAAUUCACCGCAGGUAACUAACUCUAGUAACAUACUGGAAACGCAAACAGCCAGGGUACAAACUGACCCGCCGGUGGAGGAAAGCGAGCAAACCUCGACGGAGGAAAAUCGGGGCGCCGGUGGAGGAGAACCGGCGGCGGCGAGGAUGUCGUUGAUGUCGCUGUUGGAAGUGGAUGGAUCUGCGUAUUUGGAUUAUGAAGAAGAAAAAGAGGCGGAGGAGAUGGAGGAGGAGGAGGUGGAAGAAGGCGGUGGUGGUGGAGGAGGAUACAAGUACAACAACUGCUGCGUGUGCAUGGUAAGACAUAAGGGCGCAGCAUUUAUUCCCUGUGGGCACACUUUCUGCAGACUCUGUUCAAGGGAGCUUUUUGUUCAAAGGGCUAGUUGUCCAUUAUGCAACAAUCUGAUCUUGGAAAUUCUUGAUAUCUUUUAG
Lactuca virosa is the source of this 792-nucleotide messenger RNA. Lineage: Eukaryota; Viridiplantae; Streptophyta; Magnoliopsida; Asterales; Asteraceae. The record is from the annotation of a GenBank genome assembly.